This is a messenger RNA of Felis catus (domestic cat), 8029 nucleotides long. RefSeq names its product kelch repeat and BTB domain containing 12 (gene KBTBD12). NCBI's taxonomy places the organism in Eukaryota, Metazoa, Chordata, Mammalia, Carnivora, Felidae. The record is from RefSeq and is a predicted model, not a curated record. Bases 3503 to 5374 code for a protein of 623 amino acids. The transcript is spliced from 7 exons. Gene Ontology annotation, molecular function: protein binding.
CCCCCACGUGAUUCUUAAGAGGAACUAAUGAGCUACUGUAUAAUGCACAUUAAAGCACUUUGAAAAGUAUAAAGUGCCCAGAGAACACAAAACUGUGAACUCCUCAAAGGAAAGCCAAAAGGAAACGUGUCCUAUUUAGCUUUAUCACUCAUAUGCCUGGCCGUUCUUAAACACCCAAGUGUGUGGGAUGGAUUAUUGCUAUUAAGUGAACCAGGUGUUUUUCCCUACUAGUGGGAGACUCAGAGUGCAUUUAGGGUGGUGCGGGUAUUCUGAGCCAUUUUCUACCAGUGUCUGCACCUUGUUGUGAUGCUGAGGCAAAGUAAUGUGUGGGGGUGGAAUGGUGAAAGCCAGGGGUCACAAAUAAGUGGCUGUAGGGUAACUAAAAAGGCCGGAGGAGAAAGGCAACAGCGUGAGGAGAAUUAUAAAUGAAGACAGACACUCCGGUCCCAAUAAAAGGAUAAUGGGGGCUGCGGACCGGAGAGUAGAAGUGCCAUCUGAGAGGUGGCAACGGACGACUCAGGUCCUGCACCCCAUUGUCGCCAUGGGAAUGAAGGGCCGUCCCACUGUUGCCAUAUCUUCCAUUGUUUUCAAUAGAUGCUGCAAUGUGUCAGUUUUGCCUGUUGACAAUUAAUUUGCAAAAAAAAAAAAAAAGUCUUUGAGCAGGUAAUUUGUGAUCUCGGCUUCAGUUCUCUAGAAAUUGGGGCCAAAUUCCUGAGAGCACAUGGUAACAAAAUUAGAAGUGAGAAGUGGGUGUCACAGUGCAUCAAGUUCUAGGCAAGGAAAUCAAGUUAAUGAUUCUGGGUCGUUUGCUUGACUUGGACAAUAGAUUAGCAACUUGAAGAAUCUACAUUUAAAGAACAUUUAAAUGUAGAAACAAAAUCUUCCAGGUGGUGGUUUAAUAAUAUAUAUAAAACCAGAAGGAUAAAAGGUUAUCGUGAACUUACAAUUUAGGACUAAGCAAAACAUUCAUAAAAUUGCAGAGACCUUAAUUGAGCGACUCUAAUGCACCAAGCAUCAUUGGGGACAGAGGUUAAGAAUAUGGAAAUGAUUAAAACAUGAGCUCCCUUCCUCAAUGUGCUCAUUAUUGAAAGGGGAGGCAGACAAUUGCAUAAAUAAAUUGCAGUAACAACAGUGCAACAAUCACUGUGUUCAAGGCAGGAGCAAGAGGAAGCGAUGUCUGAGCUAAAUUUUGAAGAGCCACUUGUAUUUUUUCAGGUGGAACAGAUGGAAGGGGGAGAAGGAUAUUCCACACCUCUUUCCUGAGCUGCCCCAAUUUCCCGCCCCACUUGAUUCAGCCCGAUGCUUCUACCAAACUGGGCUACCUAUGAAAACUAGCAUCUCUGUUGACGGGGGGGGGGCUGACAUGUUUGGGAGUGAAGGGUAGGAAACCCACACUCACAGUGACAAAUGGGAAAAGGCUGCAUCUCUCCUAAGCUGAGCUUUUAGUCUUGGUCAGGAUAGCAGCAGACAAGAGAAUUAGCCAAAAAUUUAAUAGGGAUCUUCCAGGGAAGUCCUGGAAAUGAGAGUCAUGGAGGGGCUUGAUAAAUGCUCCACACAUCCCUAGAGACUAGGGAAGCUAUACAGACAUGCAGCCCAGAAGAGGAUACAAGUUGCAUCAGAAUUGUUAGUGGUUCGGUACUACUGAAAGAUUGAGAAGUAUAAGGAAGGAAAGCCGGGAGAUGAAGCAGGAAAGGUUGGGAGAUGCCAGACUGUGAAGGACCUCAUAAUGUUUGAACAAGGAGUGCUGGCGGUGAAAAGAAGCUCAGGAAAAAUUUUGUUAAUCCUUAUUAUUGAAGUAUAUUUGACCUACAAUGUUAUAAUAGUUUCAGGUGUACAACGUAGAGAUUGGACAGUUUCAUACAUUAUGCGGUGCUCACCGUGACACGUGCCGUGCCGUUCUCCAAUGUAUCCCUUCCUUCGCACUUCCUGAAGGCAACCCUAUCCUGAAUUUGGUCUGUUUUAUAAUUACCCUUCAUUUCUUUAUAUUCCACCACAGUUGUAUGUAUAUAACAUUUUUAACUUUUUAUUUUGAUGUAAUUUCAAACUCACAGAGAAGUUCUUUGUUGAUGUUGUGCAGUGUUCUCUUGAGGGAAUGUACUACCGUUCUCACGUUAAUCGAUAUUUCGGUUAUUUCCAAAGUUUUGCCAUUUCAAACAGUGCUACUAUUAAAUUUAAAGUAGUUUUGACUUCAACACAUGGAAGAAGGUCAUGUAUCAUUUGUUAUUUAGAAAAAGGUAAUGUAAAGAUUAUAAAAAUCAAACAUCAUAAAAGCAAAUCAUUGGCAGUUUAAAUUAACAUUUUUAUGCCGCAUUAAAAUUUGUAGCAGUCCAUCUCUCAAAACUAAAUAUACUGGACACGGGUAUAACUGCAUUUUGGAUUUGCAGAGUAAUUAGGCAUUAUUCUUGUGAUUUGUGUUUAUCUUUGCUACUCAUUUUUCUCUGUUAUUAUGGGUACUAUUAAUAUGAAUGCACCAGUUCAGUCUUCUAUAAAUUGGAGCAGAGAAUAACUUCCCAUUGAUAUCAUUGAGAACAUUUAUACAGUUUUGUUUUGCUGAUGAAAGGAGAAUGCCCUCUCUGCCCUCAUUACAAGAAAAAGUUUCUGUCAGCUCUCUUUUAUUUAUGAGCUGUGUCUGUACCCACAAGCAGUUUGUAUAUGGACCCAAACAUCGUUAUUAUUAGAAAAUUAUUUGUACAGGUAUAUCCUACUUCAGCUUUACCGAGCAGAUUUUACCAAGCAAAUUACAUAUUAUAAAUGCAUGACCUUAUUUAAUUCUCCCGACUAUUACAUAAUUCUCAAAGCUAAUCUCCAGUUAAAAGACUGAACGAGGCUUAAGAAACUUGCUCAUGUCACUAGAUAGUAGAGCAGGGAUUCAAACCCAGGCCUCAGUGAUCCCAGCCAAAGCCCACAUUUCUAGCCUCUGAGCUGCACCCUGCUAUACUACCGUAAAAUAACAGUAAUUUCCAUUUAUUGAGCACUUGGAUGCCAAGAACUAACCUAACUACCUUAUUUAUGUACAUUAUGCCCAUUAUACAGAUGAACAAACCAAGGCUUUCAAAGGUUAAAUAAUUUUAGGAUUAUAGCAAGUAUCCAAACAGAUGCAAAGCCAGGACUGGUGUCCCUUCAAAGCCAUCUCACUGCAAUGCCAGUAUCUUCUCUACACCUUAUACAUACAGGAAACAAUGCUGAGAAUGUCUUUGAAAUAUGGUGCUUUGUCCUCAUGCUGGCUUAUGGAGAUGUGGCUGUAGCCAGUCCAGACCUCUCAUCUAUAUGACACAUGGACACCUCCAACCAUCGAACCAGAGACGUGAGCUUCACACUGAUGAAGCCAACCUCAGGUCUCACACCAUCCUUGAACCAGUCACAGUGGCCCUACCCCAUUGACUCCAAGAGAAGGAGUGUUACAGGACAUCUCUGCUUUGUGAGUAAUCAGACAUGCAAAUAGCCCCACAAGAAUCAAGCUAAAUUUAAAGAAGACUUACUUAGAAACAUUGAAAAGUGUAUCAUGGAGUUCAAGGCUGAGGGAAAAGAAAAAUACCAACAUAGCUUGAAUUUACUGAAUAAAGUUAAGAACAUGAAAGAAUUAGCAGAAAUGAUUGACGUAGUACUCAUAGCAGAAGGGGAGAAAUUUCCUUGCCACAGGCUGGUCCUGGCUGCAUUUAGUCCUUAUUUCAAAGCUAUGUUCACUUGUGGACUGCUUGAAUGUACUCAAAGGGAAGUCAUACUUCAUGACAUUACAGCAGAAAGUGUGUCAGUGAUAUUGAACUACAUGUACAAUGCGGCUUUGGAGAUCAACAAUGCCAAUGUACAGACCGUAGCUAUGGCUGCCUACUUUAUGCAGAUGGAAGAAAUCUUUAGUGUGUGUCAAAAAUACAUGAUGGACCAUAUGGAUGCCUCAAACUGUGUAGGUAUCUAUUAUUUUGCAAAGCAGAUUGGAGCUGAAGAUUUAUCCGAUCAAUCAAAGAAAUAUUUAUAUCAGCACUUUGCUGAGGUGAGCUUACAUGAAGAAAUACUAGAAAUCGGAGCACACCAAUUUCUGACGCUUAUUAAAUCAGAUGACUUGAACAUAUCCAGGGAGGAGAGCAUCCUGGACUUAGUCCUGAGAUGGGUAAAUCAUAACCAAGAAUUGCGCACAGAACAUCUUGUUGAGCUUUUGAAGCAGGUCAGAUUGGAACUUAUAAAUCCUUCUUUUUUAAGACAAGCCCUAAAAAGGAACACAAUGCUUCUGUGUGAUGCAGCUUGCAUUGACAUCAUUCAAAACGCAUUCAAAGCCAUCAAGACACCCCAGCAGCACUCUCUAAAUCUCCGUUAUGGCAUGGAGACUACUAGUCUUUUGCUUUGCAUUGGCAACAAUUCUUCAGGAAUCAGGUCAAGACACAGGAACUAUGGGGAGGCCAGUUUUUGUUAUGAUCCCGCUUCACGGAAGACCUAUUUCAUUUCAUCUCCCAAGUAUGGAGAGGGUUUGGGAACCGUGUGUGCUGGUGUCGUCACAGAAAACAACACUAUAAUUGUGGCCGGAGAAGCAAGUGCCUCCAAACUCGCUAGACAAAAGAACAAGAAUGUUGAAAUCUAUAGGUAUCAUGACAGAGGGAACCAGUUUUGGGAGAAGUUAUGCACAGCUGAAUUUCGAGAGCUCUACGCUCUGGGCUGUGUCUGUAAUGACGUCUAUGUUAUAGGAGGACAGAUGAAAGUUAAAAACCAGUAUCUCAUCACAAACUGUGUCGAUAAGUACUCAGUAGAACGGGACAGUUGGAGAAGGGUGUCUCCCCUCCCACUGCAGUUGGCGUGCCAUGCCGUAGUCACGGUGAAUAAUAAACUUUACGUGAUCGGAGGCUGGACCCCUCAGAUGGAUCUUCCUGAUGAAGAACCAGAUCGACUAAGCAACCGACUGUUGCAAUAUGACCCCAGCCAAGAUCAAUGGACAGAGCGGGCGCCCAUGAAGUUCUCUAAGUACCGAUUCAGUACAGCCGUAGUCAACAGUGAGAUUUAUGUUUUGGGUGGAAUUGGCUGUGUAGGUCGAGACAAAGGCCAGGUUCGAAAGUGCCUCGAUGUGGUAGAGAUCUAUAACCCUGAUGGGGACUUCUGGAGAGAGGGCCCACCUAUGCCAAGCCCCCUGCUCUCCCUUCGAACCAAUUCUACCAACGCAGGAGCAGUGGAUGGGAAGCUCUAUGUCUGCGGGGGAUUCCACGGAGCAGAUCGACAUGAAGUUAUCUCCAAAGAAAUACUGGAGCUAGACCCAUGGGAAAACCAGUGGAAUGUUGUAGCCAUUGAUGUCCUCAUGCAUGACAGUUACGAUGUCUGCCUGGUGGCCAGGAUGAACCCCCGAGACCUCAUCCCCCCACCUUCAGAUUUGGUGGAAGAAGGCAAUGAGCACUGAAGUCAGUGUUUGCUGUAGGACCUCCUGCUACGUCUGCACAGGAGGCAUUAGGAAUGGAGAGAGCCACAGGCCCCAGCCAGUCACCCUGGACAUGUGUGUUGCAGGCAUAGCGGUCCAUGUGCAUAGCAGCGUGUGCUUGGUGCUGUGAUAGGGAGUGAGCAGAGUCUGUGCUCAGGGACCUCCAGUCGGCUAGGAUGGACAAGACAUUACAAGGCCAAGUGUGGCGACAGCACAGGAAGAACACAGGGUGAGUGCCAUAGGAAUCGGGUGAUGGAGGGACCUCAUGCUGCUGGGACUCAAGGACUGCACUGUCAAGGAGCAGGCCUUUCACCAGGGCCUUGGAGGAUGAGGAAGAAGCAGUCCCAUGGGUGCAGCUGAUGGGGACAUCACAGAAACAGCUGAGCAAAGGCCCAGAGCUGGGUCAGGUUGCCGGGGCCAUAGGCUCUGCUACUAAGGUUGGAAAAGAAGGCUGCAGAUAAGUGACCAACACCUGGAAAAGCAAGGACUGUGGACCUGGUCUCUGAGCAGGGGAAUUAUCUCAACAUCCUGUGAUGUUAAAGGAAGACUUCUCUCUUUGCUCUGUUCUGGUUUCAGUCUUACAAAGGCUUUCUAUUCUCGUGUAUGAUACUCUUCUACUGCAACAACAUUGCCCAAAAUGGGGCUAGCGGUGGACCACAAGUUGCCAACAGCUCAGGCACUCAAGCCCAACCACAGUGAGCAGAGAGGAACUCCCCCCUGGGCCAGGGCAGUGCCAGGGACAGAGAUUGGGAGCCCUGCUACCCUGGCCCACUCAGGUUGGCACACAGUGCCCUGGACGAGACUUAUCCAAGCUGCCCUUGGCCGGCUCUCAAGCGCAUAUGACCUUCUGGACACUGGCCCUGGCUGCAUGCAACUGGCCUAGGCCACCCAUAGUCCAGGCCCUGGAGUGAAGGAGAGAGGAAGCAUAUCCUUUUGGCUACCUGCCGCCUGCCCUCUUACCCAGCCUUUGCAAUAUCUUCCCCAAGACUGGAAGGUAGGGAUGGAGCUGCCUGCUUCAGCCCCCGGUUGAGCAUCAUCAGAAAACAGGCACUCCCAAAAUAUGCUUUAGGGCUGACAUGUAAAUGACACGUGGGAAAUCCAUCUAUUUUCCUGGCCAUCCAAACUCUUAGAAGCACAAUGGAUUCAAAGAAUGCAUUUUGGUAGCUUCUCCAGAGUUUCCCAGUGCACGGCACUCUUGCUUACACAGGAGUGGUCAGCAAAUUCCCUAGAAUUUUCCCAGAAGGAGACAAUGCUAGAUCGAGAUGGCUCUUCUCUGGUGCAGAGCUAUGCGGCCGUGAUGCCUAUCAGCCCAUGUCGCCAGAUUCCAGCAAGAGGCUAUACCAGGCAGAAGAGCCAGGUCCAUGGAAACUGGAGCCAGUUGGAAACCUGCUUCUGCCACCACCCAGGGGGUCCACUUAGACCAGCGCAGGUUGUCCCCAAGUAGGCCAGGCUCUAGGAGGGCAGGGGCCGUGUCUGUCACUUUGCACUUUGCAACUGUGCUACUCGAAGCCCGCGGUGAGCAAAGUGUGCUUGUAGGCAGUGAGGCGCAAACACAUUCUCUGUGUUUAUACAGAGGGUUCUAAGAACACUACUCGCGUGAGUUCAAAUGAGCUGAUCCUUCUCCACAAUCUGUGGAUUAUUUUUCUUGCUGCAAAGGCAGAGCAGUUCUGGGAGUGGGCUGUGCUGGCCAUGGAAGCCAUGGUUGCAGAGAGCCUGUUUCCCCAACUUCCUCAUAGCAGAACCACGGUGCCUGCUGCACACACACACUAGAAGCUGCCACAUUUCCGUGUGUCAAGGAGGCCUGGUCGGCACGUCGUAAUCCAUCUUCUAGAGGCACUGGGUUCAAGAUCUCGGCCCUGGUGCCAGCGUUGCUACUUAGCCAGCCGUGUGAUCAUGGCCAAAAACAACCUUUUCUAAAGCCUCAUUUUCCCCAAAUGAAGGAUGGGAAGAAAAAUCAUUUCUAAGGUUGGUGUGAGGACCGAGUGAGAAAGUGCUGAGCACAGUCCCUGUUCGAUACUAAGACAAUAAACAUCCUUCACCUGCCAUUAUUUCUAGUAGCAUCGUCAUUGUAGUCUGCAUUUCCCAAAGCAUGGUGCCCACAACAACCAGUACUUGAGUGGACUCGUGGGAUUAUAGGGGAGCCGUGCAUGUGGUGUGAGGGGGUUCUUAGCUCCCCAGACCCAGCCACUCAGGCCCUCCAGGUGGUGUGCAGGUAAACAAGCAAGCCUUCGCUUUAGUGUCUAUUUUAAGCCCGAGGUGCUUUUUGUCUGACUUUCAUAUUUGUAAUUAAAAACAAGAUGUCUCUGCCCUCCUGUUGGCAGAUAUUGUCAGAGAUUCGGCUUUGAAUUCCUACGGCUCCUUUCCUCAUCUCAGCUGACGGCUGUCCCAGUAUCUCAGUGGAGGACUCUCAGAAAACAUGGACUCUUCGUGAGGCAGGACUUCCGGACACUGAGCAGCACACCAUAGUAGGGAAAUGAUCCGGAGGCUGAGGCUGGCAAGAGAUGGCAGCCAUCAGCCCAGCCCCGUCUGGUCUGCAUCCGCCAAGAAAGCGCCACUGUUCUCACUGAUCGACUUUAUGAUGAGCAAAUGCUUUCAGUUUGAACUUACAAAAUAAAAAUGUACGAUAAUGAACAAUCA